AUGAAGACUGAUAACUAUCUCGCUCUGUGCCUCGAGCAGGCUGCCAAGUCUCCCCUCCACUACCGCCAUGGCGCUAUUGUCGUACGCGGCGGGAAAGUGAUAGGCACGGGCUACAACUGCUACAAGCCUGGCUUCGAUGGCGGUGCGCUCAAGCACGGUCGCAUCGCGAACGGCGGCUUGGACGGCGAAGCUAUCGCCGCUUUAAAGCUCAAGAUGAAGGCCUUGAAGCAAAAGGACAAAAAUCAGCAGGACCAUCCGCAGCCGCAGCAGCAGUCCAGCUUUGUCCCCGUGGAGGCUACGUCYCGGGGUGGAGCUGGUGGUGGUCCAAAUGCCAAUACGCCACUGUCGAUGCACAGUGAGAUGAUGGCCAUCCACUCAGCCAUUGCCGCAUCCUCCACCCUGUCUUCCACGGCCUUCUCGCGCGAAAAACCGUGCUUCAAACUACCGAGUGGUGAUAAACGUAAAUCCCGACUACGAGCCGACGUGCUCCGGGCCUACGUUGCCCAGGUCUGCCAGACGGAGAUGCGUUCAGGCCAGCUGCAGGUUCAAGAGUGCGGUUUUGAAACCACAUAUCAACCAAGUGCGGUCGGAGUACAAAGACGACAACAACAGCAACGGGGAGGAGAACGCGAAUGGGUCCGCGCUGGCGGAAACGGACAAUGCGUUUCAAGCAGGCGUGAGUGGUGCGAAACAUCACUGGAAGAAGAACUGGAAGGGAAAACAUCAUCAGAAAAAGAGUCAGUACGAGGGAAAGUACCAUCGGUACGAGUACGAGGCGGAACAUGGACAACAGCAACAGCCGCGGUCWUCUGCGUGUAA
This is a messenger RNA of Ramularia collo-cygni, 819 nucleotides long. RefSeq lists its product as uncharacterized. The coding region runs from base 1 to 819 and encodes 272 amino acids. Lineage: Eukaryota; Fungi; Ascomycota; Dothideomycetes; Mycosphaerellales; Mycosphaerellaceae. The transcript has a single exon. Gene Ontology annotation, molecular function: catalytic activity. The record is from RefSeq and is a predicted model, not a curated record.